Loa loa (African eye worm) is the source of this 545-nucleotide messenger RNA. RefSeq lists its product as hypothetical. NCBI's taxonomy places the organism in Eukaryota, Metazoa, Nematoda, Chromadorea, Rhabditida, Onchocercidae. The record is from RefSeq and is a predicted model, not a curated record. The coding region runs from base 1 to 423 and encodes 140 amino acids. The transcript has 3 exons. Gene Ontology annotation, molecular function: DNA binding; DNA-binding transcription factor activity, RNA polymerase II-specific. Gene Ontology annotation, biological process: regulation of DNA-templated transcription.
AUGUUGCAUGAAAUUUUUGGUUGUAGUAAUGAUGAUACUGCAUAUGUAACAACAGGUUUCGACAAAUCACUGGGAUCUGUAAACGUGACUGCAACCACAAGGAGACGACAGCGGACAACUUUUACAUCUGUCCAGGCGGACACAUUGGAAAAGGAAUAUCUCACAGAUCAGUAUAUGCCACGAAGUAGACGACUGCUGAUUGCUCGAUCAUUAGGUCUAAAUGAGAGUCAGGUGAAAACGUGGUUUCAGAAUCGUCGAGCCAAAGAUAAACGCAAUGAUAAAAAUGCUAAUCUGCUCAGGCAUAUCAAUUCAAAUACAUCUUCAUCGCCUGGUUCAUCACCCGAAACCAAUGAGAAUAAUGCUGCACUGAUCCAGCACUUAUGUUCUAAAACAUUCAACCAUAUGCAGUUGACACUUCGAUGAUUUACCCAAUAUUGUUAAUGUCAUCCUGUUCUUCGUACUACAGUGUUCUCUAACUACACCUGAUCUCAUUGUUUUCUACUGCAUGGACUGCUUUUCUUCACCACUGCUGAUGCUUAUUCCAC